CACCCCAGGCUUAAGGCAGAUUAGGGGAGUGCUCACUCUGCCAGGAGCUGCAAUCUGAAAUCUCAGGUACUGUAGCAGUCUGCUAGUUAGCUUACAUCGAGUUGUUUUGGUUAUAUGAAUGGAUAAUUCCUCUGACUCAUUUUAUUACUUAGAUUAUCAGUGGUUUCGAGGCUGGUGUGGCCCCGUGGUUUUACAGUGUCCUCAUUUGCAAGGCUCAUGUUGCUGUAAGAUAGGAUGAGAAUGUAUGGGUUUUGAGACUCUUCUGAGACUCUUCUUGAGUCAGUCCUGAGACUCAGCUACCAAAGGCAAAAACCAAAACGAGAUUCUCAUUUCUGAGCUCCAAGGGCUGGAGUCCAUGUGAUCAAUGUGGAGGGAGAUCUCAAAGGGGUGUAUGGCUGGGUGGCAUCUUGAAGAUGCGACUGUGCUGUUCCCUAGGCAGACUUGCAUGCCUGUACCAAGGUGGUGAUGUAACAUGAACACAGUAUUAACCCCUGUGGGACACCAGAAAAAAAGAAUUUGGGGAACACAUGUAAAAUCCACCCAGGCCACCUGUCACUUAUCCAGCUGAUAUUUUUAUUAUUACAGGGACAGUUUCAGUCAAGUACCCUAAGCAGGUUUGUCAACCUUGGUCGGCUGACUGGCAUAAUAUUUUCAAUUCGAGACACUCUACAUGAAUGAAAAUGAGGCACACUCAUUUACAUGUAUGUAACAGUUUUAUUACCUUGUAAAUAGUCUGUAGGGCUUGCAAACUACCCCAACGCUAUUGAUGUAGCUAAAUUUUGGUUUUUAAUGGAAUACAGAUUUGCUGUAAUAUCACUUUGCCGUUUAUACAUUUACAUCUAUAUAAGCUACAUUUCCAAAAACAAGCUUUCACAAUUUUGCUCAUCUAACAUAGCCUUAUUACAUGUAUAUAAACACCUAUGAAAGCCGAUAUACUCACGUCUAACGAUGAACGAGUAAACUUUGCUUGUUAGAUUUAUCACUUACUGCCCCCAAGUGGAUAAUCACAUGAAUGGCAGAAACGCGCCAGAGGUAUCUGAUGUAAGAUUUGCUUCACGGAAAUUUGAAAAGAGUUCAUCAAAAGUAUCAGCCAGCUGACCAAUUUUUCAAAACAGAAUAUACUAUUGAUAACUUUUAUAACCGAUUUUUUCCGUGGGACACGAUGGCUGCCACAACUGUUUCAACGAAAAACACUCGUGUUGUUUUCUGGUGCUAUUAUGGCGCUAUGGGACAAAUGAAGCUUUAAAUCGGCGGGGGGAUACUGUAGGUCUGUCUAACCUAAUAAAGUAACCAGGACAAAUGGACUAAACUCGUCGUAAAUACGAAGACAGUCCCAUUCACCUACCGUCAUAAUACUCUUUUUUUAUUAACACACAGAUUGUAGCUCAGCAGGUGGCGGUAUACAGAUUUCAAAUGAUUUAGACGGCUAUCAGAGAGUAAAAAAACGGCGGAACCAAAAUAUCGUUACUCUCAGUUUCCGGCCGGUAUUGUAUUCGGUCUGCACAUCCGGUGUAAACAGUAUGCAGGCAAGACACGUAGUAUCUGAAAUGCUAUGAAAUUCAAUAGCAAAUUCCAUAAGCAAAACAGACCUUUUUUUAGUCCAAUUACUAAAGCGUCAAACACAAGAUGAAUGCGGAAUCCACGGCUGAAAGGGCGCUAGGAACCGCCUCGUCUGCAGGUGCUUCAGCACCAAUUCCGGGCAGCACUGCGGUCCUGACGAUACCGCAGACGUGCCGCCUGGUGUGUGUCGAGUACCCUGGGUACGUAAAAAAUGUGGAUAAGAUGCUGGAAACUGUUGGAGGCGAGAAGGGAGUGUCUAAGACCUACAGUGAUCCCUCUAGAAGACUUGAGUUGAAAUUUCGCCCACGGGACCCCUACUGUCACCCCGUGUGUGGAAACCGUUUUCCCUCCACCAACUUGUUACUUAGAGUGAGAAGGAAAGUGCGCAAAGGAGGCACUGGGGAGGUGCGGAUGUUCAUGGAGAUCAUGGGUGUUGUCAGCACCACAUAUAAAUUCCAAGGGAUGGCAGAUUUCCAGUAUCUUGCGGUGCAUACACAGGCUGAUGGCAAUCAAAUAUCUCUGUAUGACAAGAUCAUCCUACAUAAACCAGAGAAGAAGGAGUUUUUUGACAUGGAUGUGCCCUUGUUUAUCCCUCCACCUAUCUUCUCUCGCCUCGACACCCCAGUUGACUAUUAUUACCGUCCAGAAAUCCAACACAGGGAAGGCUACAUGCCCCCGUCAGUCUCCAGCGAGAACCUCAUUGGGCAGAGCCGGGCACGUCGCCCCCACAAUGCCAUCUUUGUGACCUUUGAGGACAAGACCGUGCCUGUGGAGCCGCUGGAGGCUGCCGUGCAGAACUGGAAGCGGGUCUGCCUUCACCCGAGUGAGACCAAGGCUGAGGAGGAGAUGAGAAAGAUGUUUGAAAGAAGGCCCAUCUGGUCACGCAACGCCGUCAAGGCCAACCUGGAUAUCCACCCAGAGAAGCUGAAGUUGCUGCUGCCAUAUAUGGCAUAUUACAUGUUGACGGGUCCAUGGAGGAGCCUGUGGGUCAGGUUCGGAUACGAUCCCAGAACUGUGGCGGAGGCCAAGAUUUACCAGGUGCUGGACUUUCGGAUUCGCUGCGGGAUGAAACAUGGAUACGCUCCGAAUGACAUGCCCGUGAAAGCCAAACGAAGUACCUACAAUUACAGCCUGCCCACCACCAUCAACAAGGCAGUUCCCCAGCCAGCCAGCCUGCGGGAAAUCACACAGGAAGGAAGCACAAGCUUGGGGCGCAAGCCUGCCCCCCCCAGGUACAAGCUGAAGGAGUCUGCGUACAUAUUCCGUGAGGGAACGUUGCCACCAUACCGGCAGAUGUUUUACCAGCUCUGUGAUUUGGAUGUGGAGCGCAUAAAGACGGUGAUCCACCAGAACGACGGGCAAGAGUUGGAAUGUGACGAGCGGGACGGCUGGUGUCUGCCCCGGACGGCGGACGAGCUGAGGGACAUCAUGUCCAACAUGAUCAAGCAGAUCAUCCGCGCCAAGCGGCCAGCUCCUUGUCCCGCCAAGACCAAGCGUGCUGCGGCAGAGCCAGAGAGCGCGGACGAGGAAGAGGGGGCCGACGAGGAUGAGGAGGAGUUUCAGCCCUCGGAGGGAAGCGACAAUGAGAUGGAGACGGAAAUCCUAGACUACAUGUGAUGCCGCAUGGAGCUGACAGCCCGCUGAAUGCCAUUGGACUGAAUCGCUGAAUCGUAGCAGUUUUUGGAUGAUGCAUCACCUUAUUGCAUUUCAUAGAUUUAAAUCAGGCACUUAAAAUUAAAAAUGUUUUCUGAAGCAAUACUGAUUGUCCCUGCCUUGAAUAAAGUAAAGCUGAUAUAUUUGCUUGUCAUCUAGGCUGCACAUCUUUUUUAUAUAUACGAGUUCCUUUUUAUGAUUCUUUUGCAGCAGGAAAGUGAGAAAUAAACCUGAAAAAUAAAGUGCCCCAAAGACUGUGC
Messenger RNA from Paramormyrops kingsleyae, 3473 nucleotides. RefSeq names its product general transcription factor IIIC, polypeptide 5 (gene gtf3c5). Gene Ontology annotation, molecular function: RNA polymerase III type 2 promoter sequence-specific DNA binding; RNA polymerase III type 1 promoter sequence-specific DNA binding. The record is from RefSeq and is a predicted model, not a curated record. NCBI's taxonomy places the organism in Eukaryota, Metazoa, Chordata, Actinopteri, Osteoglossiformes, Mormyridae. Gene Ontology annotation, biological process: transcription initiation at RNA polymerase III promoter. Gene Ontology annotation, cellular component: transcription factor TFIIIC complex.